Molecule: messenger RNA, 2308 nt
Organism: Poecilia latipinna (sailfin molly)
Lineage: Eukaryota; Metazoa; Chordata; Actinopteri; Cyprinodontiformes; Poeciliidae
Exons: 11
Source: RefSeq, a predicted model, not a curated record
ACAGUUUCUCACUUCAGUUUGUGCAGAUUUAUGUCUCCUCUGAAAUAAAAGAUUUGCAAAAUAGCUCAAGUUCUUUCAGACGAAAUGAAGAUGGACGUAAGCUUUCAAAUAAAGGCAAUUAGUUCUUAAUCUGAUUUUGAACUUCCUGUUGGCAACGAUAAUUUAAACCUGCUAAUCAUAAACCAGCUCGUCUAAGAUAAACCUAAUCUCAUUUCAAGGUAAAAAAUAAAGUCAUAAAGUGUGUAUCAUUAAUCCAAACACCACAUCUCAUGAUAAGAUGCCUAUAUAAAUAUCCCUUGCAAACAGCAGCAUGUUGUUUACUUCAGCAUUUAAUUCACAAGGCAAGGUUUGUGUAUGUUGUUGGGUGAUCUAUUGUUUCUGCAUGUGCUGUGCAUUGACAUGAUUUUAUAACUUCCUUUGAUUUUUGGUUACUGAACAUUUAUUUUGUUGACUCUAUGCAGCGUAAGAAGCAACCAUGAGAAACCUUUCAGCUCUACUUCUGCUGCUUCUCCAGGGAACGGUGCUGGCUCGAACAUAUAAAAAUGUUGCAUUGCAUGGAAAAGCCACCCAGUCUCACCGGAUAGAGCAUCCUUUUUCAUCUGCCUACAAUGCCAUUGACGGAAACCGUCAGGCUACCUAUGCUGCAGGAUCAUGCACUCACACUAUUGGAAUGACCAAUCCCUGGUGGAGUGUGGACCUGCUGGAUUCCUACAUUGUCACUUCAAUCUCCGUCACCAACAGAGGAGACUGCUGUCCGGAACGAUUGAACGGAGCAGAGAUUCACAUUGGCAAUUCUUUACUCUACAACGGUGCUGCAAACCCAGUGGUUGCUGUCAUUUCUCAUAUCCCAGCAGGAAGGACUUUAACCAUAACAUUUACCAGACUUGUGGAAGGCCGUUAUGUGACUGUUGUGCUUCCAGGUGCUUCCAGAAUGCUCACUCUCUGUGAGGUGGAGGUUUAUGGAUACCGUGCUCCAACUGGGAAUGUGGCAAUUUAUGGGAAAGCCACACAGUCAACGGUUUAUCCUGGAGCCAUCGCCUACUACGCUAUUGAUGGGAACCGUGCAGCACUGUGGAGCCAGAGUUCCUGCAGUGCCACAAAUAAUGACUUUAACCCCUGGUGGAGACUGGACCUGGGCAGCACCCAUAGAGUGUUCAGGAUCAACAUAACCAAUCGGGUAGAACUUCCCACUCGAAUUAAUGGAGCUGAAAUUCGUAUUGGAGAUUCACUUGAUAACAAUGGAAAUAACAAUCCCAGGUGUGCUGUGAUCUCAACCAUCGCUCCAGGUUCUACUGAAACCUAUCAGUGCAACGGCAUGGAUGGUCGAUACAUCAACGUUUUCAUACCUGGAAGAAAUGAGUAUCUCACCCUGUGUGAGGUGGAAGUGUACGCAUCCCAACUGGAUUGGCAAAUCCCUCACCUCAAACAGCAAACCCACCUAAGAAUCAAGUUUUUCUCUGUUUUUGUCAGAAUCAUGAGGUACGAUGUACUAUUUCAUUUGCUGCUCCUCCUGCCAAUCUGCUCAGCUUACACUUACCAAAAUGUGGCUUUACGUGGCAAAGCUACACAGUCUUCUCAGUACAAAGGGGAGCCUUGGAAUGCAUUUGUAGGUGCUUCCAAUGCUAUUGAUGGAAACCUAAAUGCUGACCUUACAAAGGGAUCUUGUACCCACACUGAUACUGAAAACAACCCCUGGUGGAGAGUGGACCUGCUGGACUCAUAUAUAGUCACCCAGGUCGUCAUCACCAACAGAGGAGACUGCUGUGCAGAGCAACUCAGUGGUGUGGAGGUUCGCAUCGGAAACUCUUUACGACAAGAUGGCACUGUAAACCCACUGGUUGCUACCGUUUCUACUGCUGCAGCUGGAAGCUCUUAUGCAAUGAAUUUUACUGAGCGUGUUGAAGGACGUUAUGUGACCAUCAUAGCACCUGGUGUGAACAGGGUUCUACAUGUCUGUGAAGUGGAGGUCUACGGAUACCGCGCCCCAACUGAAGAAAAUGUGGCAGUUUAUGGAAAAGCUUCACAGUCAACAGUUUAUCCUGGAGCCAUCGCCUACUACGCUAUUGAUGGGAACCGUGAAGGCCACUUCAGCCAGAGUUCCUGCAGUGCUACAAAUAAUGACUUUAGCCCCUGGUGGAGACUGGACCUGGGAAGAACCCAUAAAGUCUUCAAUAUUAACAUAACCAAUCGGGUAGAAGUUCCCACUCGAAUUAAUGGAGCUGAAAUUCGGAUUGGAGAUUCACUUGAUAACAACGGAAAUAACAAUCCCAGGUGUGCUGUGAUCUCAACCAUCGCUCCAGGUUUUACU